Molecule: messenger RNA, 1807 nt
Organism: Xyrauchen texanus (razorback sucker)
Lineage: Eukaryota; Metazoa; Chordata; Actinopteri; Cypriniformes; Catostomidae
Product: centrosomal protein cep57l1-like
Exons: 11
Coding region: 121-1575 (484 amino acids)
Cellular component (GO): centrosome
Molecular function (GO): microtubule binding; gamma-tubulin binding; identical protein binding
Source: RefSeq, a predicted model, not a curated record
GGCGGCGCUGUUGACUCCAGCUGUUAACAUGAUAUCUACUCACAGCUAAUUCGACUGAUUCACAUCUGUGACUCGGUGAAAAGUCCCUCAUCGUAUGUGUAACGAAAAAAAUUAUUGAUAAUGGAUUACUUACGAGAUCAGAGUUUAAAUCUGGACUCUCCGUCCAAACAGAGUUAUUUUGGCAGUUUUCACAUGCCCCCAGAGAAACUGUCAAGGCCCCUGUACAUGAACACAGUGACACUUCCAGUAGAAAGAAAGAGCUCGGGUGCACAGGAGACCAGUCCAAAGCUUUAUCGAGCAGCACCUGAUGGUGGAAGCAGUGCAGUGAUAUUAGCUUUGAAGACACUGCAGGAGAAGAUGCGGCGAUUGGAGCUGGAGCGAGUUCAGUCAGCAAAGAAAGUCCAGCACUUCUCUCAGUCAGUUCAACACAAGGCUGACCCUUCUGCACAGAGAGAACAGGACUACAUCACCAGAGAGAAUGACUCCACACAGAGGAAAGAACUGGUUUCCAAGCUUAGCUCUGCAGAAAUGCGAUGCUCUUUGCUGGAAAAGCAGCUUGACUACAUGAGGAAAAUGGUGAAAUGUGCAGAGAGGGACAGAAUCACUCAGACAGAAAGACAGGAGACAGCGUUUAAGGAGAGCACACAUAUACAGGCUCAGCUCAACAAAUUGGAAAAACUGGAAAAAGAGUAUCUGAAACUCACCAGUACACAGUCUGUCACUGAGCGGAAGAUUGAGCUCUUGGAACAGAAACUCCUAGAGGAGGAACAUGAACGCAAGCUUGUGCAGGAGAAAGCAGAGGAGUUACAGAGAGAGCUAAAGAACAAUCUCUUCUCCCUUUCUGCUGCUACUCAACCUAAAGGGAAAAAGAAAAAGAAGAAAGACAAGGUCAAGAUGUCCCCCUCGGUGGAGAUGGAGGUACCCCUCCCUCAAUAUCUUCCGAAGACUAAGUGCCUACUAUUUGUGGCUGGAACAUCGACCAGUCCUAGCCACUCAGUCAAUGCCAAUGUCCAAAGUGUGUUACAUAUGAUGAAGCACAGGAACCCAAGGCUUUGUGAGAGAGUUAGUGCUCUGCAGAAGUCAGGUUCUGAGCACCAACGCGCCCAACGCAGACCUCCAUCCUCACCCAGCAAAGCAGCCUCCACCCUAGGUAGCAUCUCUGAAAUUCUGCUCACCCUACAGGAUGAACUGGGACAGAUGAGCUUUGAACACCAGGAACUGGUCAGGCAGAUAGAUGAGACAGAUAAACGAGAGCUCAGAGAGGAUCUAGAACGAGAGCUGGGCUCUCUGGUCAAGAGAAUGGAAGAUAAAGCUGCUCAGAUCUCCACACUCCGCAAAGAUCAGCAAGCGGUUCAGAAACUCUCUAAGCCAUCUUCCAGCCCCAGACAGAAGCUACCUAGGACAGCCAGUGUAGAAGGUAAUACUAGGUUACAAAUGCAAGGUGGUAUACAUGCCUUGCCAACAUCCCCAGUUAAAGCUUCACCCAACAAGACACAGAAACAGUGCAGAACCAACCAGGAGCACCUGAGGCUCCUCAGAGACACACAGAGACUGUGCUCCAAUCUCCACAGAUAAGACGUCCACCUGGAGCUAUAGUCUGUUUCAUUGUCCUGAAAUAACCAUUCUGGUCUUGAAGAAAAGUCAUAACUUGAAAGAAACAGAAUGACACCUGAUCGUUGCCUUCCGAAAGCGCUGCAUUAAUCUGUAUCUAAAUGUGGGAUUGUUGUAGAUCGGGUCCACAUUUGAUAUGAGCUGAACUCAACUCUAAAUGACUUAAAUGAGAUUUUUAAUUUAUUUUUAUUUCUGU